Messenger RNA from Pseudoliparis swirei, 2103 nucleotides. Its product is annotated as OTU domain-containing protein 1. Gene Ontology annotation, biological process: protein deubiquitination. The record is from RefSeq and is a predicted model, not a curated record. The coding region runs from base 121 to 1551 and encodes 476 amino acids. Gene Ontology annotation, molecular function: cysteine-type deubiquitinase activity. The transcript has a single exon. Lineage: Eukaryota; Metazoa; Chordata; Actinopteri; Perciformes; Liparidae.
AAAAUUAGGGAGGCCAAAUGACGCAAGCCGUCUAAAGCGGCCCGUCUGGUCGUCUCCGGGUGUCGGUGGAAUCCGGAACCAGGGCCAUGGAAACGUCCGCUACAACUUCGCUGUUUGUUUAUGACAUGGGGGGUAUUUUUAGACCCUUUUGUCAUCUUUCCUCAACAGCCCGGCUGCGACGGUCGGUAUAAAGGGACUCCUUUCAACAUGCAGCUGUACAACAGUGCGCUGACACACUACCCACGAUCGUCUCGCAAAGUUACAAUAACUUUAUCGACCGGGUCCGAGCGCUUGAACCGCACAGCGCCGAGCUCCUCUGACGCUCGCGCAGCGGGAUUUACGCCACCGGGCGCCACUCCAACGACCAACGGGGAUCCGGUGAGAGACGGCGCUUCUUCCGCAAACAUGCCGGCAUUUUCAUGUUACAAGGCUAUGAGGCCUGUUCACUUCACAUCGACUGCUGAGAUAUCAAUCCGCAGACCCGAUGGAGCGGGGAGGACUGUCACGAGGGGAUCCAAGACCAAGCCCCCCUCUCCAGACUCACACAGUGGGCAAAGACCCCUCUAUAAUGACUCUGGUGUGAUUGUGGACUUGAUAGAUCAUCUCAGAAAUGGCAGAGAGGAGCUUUUCCCCGAGCUGGUGGGAAGUCCCUUUUUCAACAGAAACGACAUCUGUGGAUCCAGAAAAGAAGAAGGCAAGAAGGUGGUUGGAGGUUCUAGUGAGGAGGAGGAUUCAGUUUCAACUCCUGGAGCUAAAGCGCCCUUCAGAAGCAAUGGGUGUGACUUAUUACACAAAGGGGAGCCAGUUGCCUCCAGAGCUGGUCACCCUAAAGACCCCAUAAAGGACGAUUUGAGAGAUCUGAGCGGUGGCCCAGCCGCUCCAGCAUCGGACGAGAGUCGGGCCUUCGAGCUCAGCGUUCUGCAGGAAUCUCGUCCUCGGGGAUGCAAAGAGCGAGAGGACGGCGACCUCAAAGUCAGCCGGUACCUGGCGGAAGUCGAGAAGCAGAACAAGUACCUCCAGGAGAGGCACAAGUACAGGUACCACGUCAUUCCAGAUGGCAACUGUCUGUACAGAGCGGUGUGCAAAGCCACGUACGGGGACCAGGCGAGGCACGGGGAGCUGAGGGAGCAGACGGUGCACCACAUCGCCGACCACCUGGAGGAGUUCAACCCCGUCAUUGAAGGGGACGCGGGGGUGUUCCUGAUCAACGCGGCGCAGGACGGCUCCUGGGCGGGUUACCCCGAGCUCCUCGCCAUGAGCCAGCUGCUGGACGUCAACAUCCACCUGACGACGGGGGGGAGCUCGGAGAGCCCCACCGUCUCCACCAUGGUGCACUACCUCGGGGAGGAGGACGCCUCCAAAGUGGCCAUGUGGCUGAGCUGGCUGAGCAACGGCCACUACGACGUCCUCCUGGACAAGUGUCUCCCCAACCCGGAGUACGAGGACUGGUGCAGACACUCGCAGAUGCAGAGGAAACGGGACGAGGAGCUGGCCAAGUCCAUGGCGGCCUCGCUGUCCAAAAUGUACAUUGAGCAGAACGGAUCGGCGUGACGUGAAUGGAUGAGUUGGAGGGACGAAACGCAGAGCCUCCGGUUCCGCUCGGCGUCUCUACGCGGGUUGAACAUGUAUUUAGUUUUAUAAGAUUGAUGUCUUCAGAAAGAGGAAGUGCAGUGCACAUACUUUUGUUUUUGUACAUGCCAAAUUAGUGGCAGUGGUUUGUGGAAGUGUUUGAAAGCGUGUGCGCUUGUUUGUGAUAGUUUGGGUUAUGUUGACGUGAGUGAACCUCUUUAAUGAUGAUGAGUUACUGUAUGGGGAAGUGCUUUUGAGUAUUUAUUAGCCUUUUAUUGGCAGACUUGUUGUUUUUCUAUGUUUGUGUUUUGUAGACCAAUGCCAAUGCCAGAAAAAAGCUUUGAUUUGCUACAUAGCUGCUGUUGAAUACCUGUAACGCUCCUCUCUUUUGCACAAAAGUCCUAUCAGACAAGUCCGGAGAGUUUUGAUCUGCGUCUGCGAGAACAAUUCACGGCUUCUUUUUCUAUUAUUCCAGUUCUCUUCAGGCUUUUUGACAAAAGAAUUUUUAAAAAAUAAAGUUGUGAAGAAACGUGA